Theobroma umbraticum is the source of this 2137-nucleotide messenger RNA. The record is from RefSeq and is a predicted model, not a curated record. NCBI's taxonomy places the organism in Eukaryota, Viridiplantae, Streptophyta, Magnoliopsida, Malvales, Malvaceae.
AUGUUAGAGCAGUUGCUGAUAUUUACCAGGGGAGGGUUAAUCCUCUGGACAUGUAAAGAGCUUGGGAAUGCUCUUAAAGGGUCACCAAUUGACACCUUGAUCCGGUCCUGUCUGUUGGAGGAGCGCUCUGGUGCAGCAUCAUAUAACUAUGACGCUCCUGGUGCUUCUUACACCCUCAAAUGGACCUUCCAUAAUGAGCUUGGCCUUGUUUUUGUUGCUGUCUAUCAGCGUAUUCUCCAUCUUUUGUAUGUGGAAGAUCUUCUUGCAAUGGUGAGGCGUGAGUUUUCGGAGAUUUAUGAUCCAAAGAGGACAAUGUAUAAUGAUUUUGAUGAAACUUUUAGGCAGCUUAGGAGGGAGGCAGAAGCUAGGGCUGAGGAGUUUAAGAAAUCAAAACAGACGGCUAAACCUGUGAAUAACAAUAAGAAGCAAGGGCAGGUGCAAAAAGCUGGUUUUGAUAAAGGAAGUAAGAAGAGUGAGGGUGGCUUGGCUGCUGAUGGUGGGGAUGGUGAUAAAGUGAAAGGUCGUAAAUUGGAGAAUGGACACUCCAAUGGUAAUCAUGUUGAGAUUGAAGAACCUAGGAUGACAGGUGUUGUUAAUGGUAAAGAAAAUACUAGCUCCAAUAUUAGUGCUUUCGAUGUAAGUAAGCUUCAGAAAAGAACUAAAGGUGGAAAGAAAACUGAUACUGUUGUUAACAAGGGUACCAAGGUGGACCCUAAGAAAAAAGUAGCAAAGAAGAAUAGAGUUUGGGAUGAUGCACCUCCAGAGACAAAAUUGGACUUUACUGAUCCAGUGGAUGGAAAUGGAAAUGAGAAUAUAGAGGUUGUUGCAGCUGAUCAAGGUGAAAGUAUGAUGGACAUUGAAGAGAUUAUCAGCAGUGAUAGUGAAAGUGAAGAAGAUGACAAUGUGGGGAAGGAUAGCAAGCCUGAAGCAAAGAAAAAGGGUUGGUUUUCCUCCAUGUUCCAGAGUAUUGCUGGAAAGGCAAAUUUGGAGAAGGCAGACCUAGAACCAGCUUUGAAGGCUCUCAAGGAUAGGCUCAUGACAAAGAAUGUGGCUGAGGAGAUAGCGGAGAAGCUUUGUGAAUCAGUAGCUGCAAGUCUUGAAGGAAAAAAGCUGGCCUCAUUCACAAGGAUCUCUUCAACAGUGCAGGCUGCAAUGGAAGAAGCUCUUGUUCGUAUUUUAACUCCUAGGCGCUCCAUUGACAUACUGAGGGAUGUGCAUGCUGCCAAAGAACAGAGGAAGCCAUAUGUUGUUGUCUUUGUUGGUGUUAAUGGAGUUGGGAAGUCAACAAAUCUAGCCAAGGUCGCUUACUGGCUUCUGCAGCACAAUGUUAGUGUUAUGAUGGCUGCUUGUGAUACAUUCCGGUCUGGAGCUGUUGAGCAGCUGCGAACUCAUGCACGUAGACUUCAGAUUCCUAUAUUUGAGAAAGGGUACGAGAAAGAUCCCGCAAUUGUAGCAAAGGAAGCAAUUCAGGAGGCCACUCGUAAUGGUUCAGAUGUUGUUCUUGUUGAUACAGCUGGGCGGAUGCAGGAUAAUGAACCAUUAAUGAGAGCUCUCUCGAAGCUUAUAUACCUCAACAAUCCAGAUCUUGUCUUAUUUGUUGGAGAGGCACUAGUUGGGAAUGAUGCUGUUGACCAGUUGUCAAAAUUCAACCAGAAAUUGGCUGACCUCUCUACUUCUCCUACGCCAAGAUUGAUAGAUGGGAUUUUGCUCACUAAGUUUGACACUAUUGAUGACAAGGUUGGAGCAGCGUUGUCAAUGGUCUACAUCUCGGGAGCACCGGUCAUGUUUGUUGGCUGUGGCCAGUCAUAUACUGACCUGAAGAAACUAAAUGUCAAAUCAAUAGUCAAGACCCUGCUGAAAUGAGUGACUGCUUGAUAUAAAUCCUCAAUUUCAUUUGCAAUGCUCGAACUUCGAAUACUGUUUCUCUGGCUGUGACUUUGUGUUACGUUAAUGGAGGUGCAUCACUCCCUUGCGGCUGUACAUUUAUUUAUGUAGAUCUUGAAUUUGUCUGAGUUUGGUAGCCUUUUCUAUCUUCUUCUCAUGUCUGCUGAAAGAUUAGUAUUACAGUGAGAACUGUUUGUGAAUCUGCCCGUUCUGCCCCCCACACCCUGUCAAGGAUUGAAAGCCUUUUUCUUCA